Penaeus vannamei (Pacific white shrimp) is the source of this 1099-nucleotide messenger RNA. Lineage: Eukaryota; Metazoa; Arthropoda; Malacostraca; Decapoda; Penaeidae. The record is from RefSeq and is a predicted model, not a curated record.
AUGGAAAAUGUACUUUCUUUCCACCUCAAAACAACUAGCAACACAUAUGAAUAUGGAAACACCAACGCCUUUGGCCUUCGCGCUUCUUAUGCUCCCAGACGCAGUGACGGUGAAGGUCAUGUCAGUAUGUCCAACACUGACCCCGUGGGCGGCCUCAUAGACUCGGCCCACGACCCCCGCCACGAACAACGCCCACGAGCCCCCGCCCACGGACCCACGCCCACGAGCCCCCGCCCACGAGCCCCCGCCCACGACCCCCCGCCCACCGACCCCCGCCACGAGCUCCCCGCCCGCGACCCCCCGCCCACGGAUCCACGCCCACGAGUCCCCGCCCACGGACCCACGCCCACGAGCCCCCGCCCACGACCCCCCGACUACGGACCCACGCCCACGAGACCCCGCCCACCCUGCCAGAAUGACGAUCAGACAGGGAGACUCCAAUACCUUUGCCGUGUUAUUAUCAGUAAUGGAUUAUUGAUUAGGACACGAGAUGUGUUUCCUUAUCGUGAAAUAUCUGUUCUAGAACAGGAACAGUCGUACACAAUUGCAGUAGUAACAGCUGCAGUAACACCAAUUGCAAGAGUCUUUCAUAAUAUCAGCGUUUAUACUGCCACUAGUAGGAACAACAUCGAUAACACCAUCAUAAGCAACACCACCACCAACGAGAGAAGCAUCACCACCAACAUGAAGAACCACUACACCACACCACCACCAGAACCAUUUUCUCCCACCUGGAUUUGCUACCCACCACCACUGCCAUCUCCAACAACAACAGCACCCUCCCCACCACCAUCUCCAACAAAAUUAAACCUCUACCACCAUCACCAUUAUCCUCCACAACCAGACAACGCUAUUAUCUCCAACAACACCACCCUUCCUACCACCACCCGCCAUUUCCAGCAACACCACCUCUGCCAACACCACGCACCACCACCGUCAUCUCUGCCAUCUCUAACACUCACCGUCACCACCAUCUCCAGCACCAGCUUUCCGACCACAUACUCACCAUCUUCACCACCAUCUCCAACACCGUCUCCACCAAUAGCAACACCCCUCCUACCACCACUCACAACCACCAUCCCCAACAACACCCCUCCUA